Apodemus sylvaticus (European woodmouse) is the source of this 917-nucleotide messenger RNA. RefSeq names its product ubiquitin D (gene Ubd). Gene Ontology annotation, molecular function: protein binding; proteasome binding. Bases 50 to 535 code for a protein of 161 amino acids. NCBI's taxonomy places the organism in Eukaryota, Metazoa, Chordata, Mammalia, Rodentia, Muridae. Gene Ontology annotation, cellular component: nucleus. The record is from RefSeq and is a predicted model, not a curated record. Gene Ontology annotation, biological process: protein ubiquitination; positive regulation of apoptotic process; positive regulation of canonical NF-kappaB signal transduction. The transcript is spliced from 2 exons.
UAUAAGCAGACAUGAGGACUCUUUUCUCAUUCAGACUCUGACUGCAGACAUGGCUUCCGGCAUCUGUGUUGUCCAUUCAGAGCAAUGGCCGCUAAUGACCUUUCAUACCACUGAGAAUGACAAAGUGAAGAACAUAAAUGAACAUAUUAGGUCCCAAACCAAGGUCUCUGUACAGGACCAGAUCCUUCUGCUAGACUCCAAGAUCCUCAAGCCCCAUAGAAAACUGUCAUCUUACGGGAUUGACAAGGAAACCACUAUCCACCUCACCCUCAAGGUGGUGAAGCCCAGUAAUGAAGAGCUGCCCCUGUAUCUGGUGGAGUCAAGAAAUGAGGGGCAAAGGCACCUCCUCCGUGUUCGAAGAUCCAGCUCCGUGUCCCAGGUGAGAGAGAUGAUCCAGAGUGUGACCGCUGUGACCCCCAAGAAGCAGAUUGUGACUUGCAACGGAAAGAGGCUGGAAGAUGGAAAGAUCAUGGCUGACUACAACAUCACGAGUGGCAGUUUGCUCUUUUUGACAGCGCGCUGCAUUGGGGGCUGACUGCGGGGAUGGGGCGGCAGAAGCUCAAAGCCCAUUUCCUUUGAGCUAUUACCAAUCGAAUCUCUUGAUGAUAUAAAAACAUUAAUGAGAAUAAAAUAAAGAUUUGAGGAGAGUGGGGUGGGUUAAAAAUAUUUGUCAAGACUGUGAUUCCUUGUUUCUACCAUAGUUCAUUAGUAGGGUUAUUGAUGAGAGCAAAAACUGAAACUUUAGUCAGGCGUGGUGGUGCAAACUUAAUUCCAGGACUUGGGAGGCAGCGGCAGGUGGAUCAAUGAAUGAUUUGAACCAAACUGAAUUCUAAUUAUAGAGUAUAGAGAAAUAAUGUAUUUUGGAAUACUAUUGUUUACCAUAACUGGAUCAUAGUAUAAUAAAUGAUUUAGAAUUU